Messenger RNA from Conger conger (European conger), 1631 nucleotides. RefSeq names its product Glyco_hydro_56 domain-containing protein. The coding region runs from base 1 to 1611 and encodes 536 amino acids. NCBI's taxonomy places the organism in Eukaryota, Metazoa, Chordata, Actinopteri, Anguilliformes, Congridae. Gene Ontology annotation, biological process: carbohydrate metabolic process; hyaluronan catabolic process. The record is from RefSeq and is a predicted model, not a curated record. Gene Ontology annotation, molecular function: hyalurononglucosaminidase activity. The transcript is spliced from 4 exons.
AUGGCGGUGAGUGAGGAGGCACGGGGAGGAGCCCUACUGCUCUCACUGCUCUGUGGGGCCAUUCUAAUGCCCCCAGGGUGGGCAGGCCCCCUGCAGCCAGCACGCAGACCCGUGCCGCCCGGACUGCCCUUCCUCGUGCUGUGGGGCAUUCCCGACGCGGCCUGCCUGAGACGCCCGGACCCCGCUGCUUUCGGCAUGGAGAGGGAGGGCUGCGUGUCCCUCUUCUACGAGGACAACCUGGGACUCUACCCCUUCUACAGCUCCCAGAACCAGCCUGUGUCCGGCGGCCUGCCCCAGCACACCAGCCUGGACGUGCACCUCCAGAGGACAGAGGCCGACGUGCUGAACGCGCUGCCCUCGCCUGAGGCCCGGGGCCUGGGCGUGAUCUGCUGGGAGGAGUGGGCGUCUCAGUGGGAGCGCAACCGCGGGAAGCAGAAGAUCUACCAGCAGGAGUCGCGUGCCCUGCUGCGCGGCUUCUUCCCUGAAUGGAGCCCUGAGGAGGUGGACAAAUGGGCGCAGGUUGACUUUGAGGCAGCGGCACAGUCCAUCCUGAUGGAGACUCUGCAGGAGGCGAGGAGGAUCCGUCCCCAGGUCCUGUGGGGCGUGGCUCCGUACCCGAGCUGUUACAACUCCGGCCCCCACCGGCGGUUAGGAAACGACACAGGGCGCUGUCCCGCAAGCGAGAUGGCCCUGAACGAUGAGCUGCUUUGGCUCUGGAAGCGGUCCUCGGCCCUUUACCCCGCCCUGCUGCUGGACAAGCUGCUCGCGCGGACUCAAGACGCGCAGCUGUACGCGUCCAAUCAGAUCCGUGAGGCCCUGCGGGUGGCAGCUCUUCCUGGCGCUGCUUACGAUCUUCCUGUUUUUCCAUUGGUCAGAAGUGUCUACACAUCCACCAAUACGUUUCUGUCUGAGGCCGACUUGGUCAACACCAUGGGGGAAAGCGCAGCAAUGGGGGCUGCUGGCGUCAUCAUCUGGGAUAAAUUCUUCUCAGCCAAGACCCAGAGAGCAUGCUGGGAGCUGGCUGAAUUCGUGCAGGAGGUCUUGGGACCGUACGCUGUAAACGUGACGACGGCGGCGCGGCUGUGUGGCGAGGCUCUGUGCCAGGGCCGGGGGCGCUGCCUGCGGAAGAACCCGGAGGAUCGCUCCUACCUGCACCUGCCCCCCGCCAGCUUCCUGCUGCUGUCUGAGGGGGCCGACGGCCUGGAGGUGAUGGGAGAGCUGGCCCCUGAGGACCUGGAGGGGUGGCGCCGCAACUUCCAGUGCCAGUGGUACGAGGCCCUGGAGGGCACAGCUGCCGAUGAGGAGUCCCCGCUGGCUAGGGCCAAAGGGCAGGGCCUGAAGCCUUCCACGCUGACUGAACGGACCACGUUGGCGGGGCCCACAGAGCCGGGACCCACAGAGGCGGGACCCACAGUGGCGGGGUCUACAGCAGCCGGGCCGACAGAGCUUGGGCCUACAAAGCUUGGGCCUACAACACAGCUCCCAGCACAGCCAACAUCCGCACCCACAGCAGCACCCACAACCAGUGGCCUGAACCAGGGCACCGCGCCCCUAACUCCAGCCUUUCUCACUCUGCUGCUGCCCAUGCUCCCCUUCCUCACCCUCACCUGAUGGAGCUCAGUGGAGAGGAC